Molecule: messenger RNA, 3346 nt
Organism: Xenia sp. Carnegie-2017
Lineage: Eukaryota; Metazoa; Cnidaria; Anthozoa; Malacalcyonacea; Xeniidae
Biological process (GO): protein ubiquitination; ubiquitin-dependent protein catabolic process; regulation of apoptotic process
Cellular component (GO): nucleus
Molecular function (GO): zinc ion binding; ubiquitin protein ligase activity; protein binding
Source: RefSeq, a predicted model, not a curated record
AAGAAAUUCCUAGUAUUUUGAAUUCGAACAAUAUAUUUGCUUCGUUAGAAAUUUCCGCUUCAUUGCAUUUUGUUGUCGCUGCUUCACGUUAACUCUCAACGUUCGAAAUUUCAACAUUUUCAACACGAGUCUUAUUUCACAAUGAUAUUUAUUGGACAAACUGGUUCAUCUUCUGUUGCUGCUGCUGACGAUAUUUUAACACUAGCUUAAAUAAACGAAUUGAGUUGGUGUUUUAUAAGAACGUCGUUCCAAGAUUCAAUGAGUGACAAUCGAGAAAAGUUGAAAUAUGAAGUCCGGCGACGUAUUGUGCCCUGCCUGGUGGAAACAGAAAAGUGGCUACUUUUCCAAGAUUUUGGAAGAUAUUACGAAAUCAGAAAUGUCUGUGGAGAUUCUAACAUUUGGUGAAAAUAAAAUGAUCAAAAUGAAACUGGAAAGAAAGGUGUCAUGAAAUUCAAUGACGAUAAAAUACAAGCCUGUCCGAAAAAAAGGGGAAAAAAUCAUAAAAAUAUGAACGGGCGGAAAGCGACACAAUUCUUAUUUGCUCCUGAAAGUCCUGCUUCUAAUCCAUUUCCAUUAAAUCCUGCGUUUUUGAAGGAAGUUGAUAAUGGUAGUAAUAUGUCUUCUUCUACUAAAUCUUUUAUUUCCAAUUGUAUUCUCAUCGUUUCAAUCAUGAAAGAAAUAGCUGAAGGAUUACUUGUUUCGGUGGACAUAGUUGAGAAAUUUUUGAAAAAUCCAAAUGACAAAUCAGCGAAAGACAUUUCAACCUUGUUUGCCAAAAUUUCAGACGAGAAUGUCGAUGUGAAUACCGAAAUUAGAAACUCGUCCAACAGUAAAUCUUCACAAAUCAAAAAAUUUGAAAAAGACGAUGACGUUACUGCUUUGCUUACAAGCGGCAGUGAAGCUAAUGAAACGCUCGAAGCACGUUUAGAUCGUCUUAAUUCUGAAAACAAUCGUUUGAAUCAUAAAAUUUCAGAGUUAGAAGAACGACAUAACGCUAUUAUGAUUGAACUUUUUCAAGCAACCGAAAAAGUUAAAGAGUGUAAGCAUGUUUUCAUUGAUAAUCCUGGUAUUAUAAAUGAUGGGAAACGGCUCGGCUACCCAAAUUUUAAGAAUUGUAAUUAUGCAACUAACUGCAGUAAUGAAGACUUAAAAGACGUGCCUAAAGUUGUAAUUUCGACAAAUGAUAUGAAUGGAUAUUUUGAUGAAAAUCAAGAACUGAACUACAAUAAAAGAAAAUCUGAGGAAAAACGUCCUGUAGAAGUAAAAAACGACAUAAUAAGUGAUAAAAGAAAAAGAAAUGUUGAAAUGAAACCUGAAGGAAACAUUGAAAAUGACACAAUAAAUGAUGAAGGAAUGAGAAACAAUGAAGGUGGUCAAGAAAGAAAUGAUAAUGAAGAAAUGAUGAGAUCUUCAGACAUGUCACCAUUUAAUGAAGAAGAUGUAUUACCUUUCUCAGUUCAACAAGAUGAGAGCAAUAAUUAUGAAAAUAUAUCAUUAAAAAGUGCGCCACCAAUCUCAGUUGCUUCUUCUUUAUUUGUUAAUUACAAAAUGAUGUUGCUCACAAUCCCUGAAAGAUUAUUGUCUUCUGAUGUGACAGCAAUGAAAGAAUGGGCACGUCGACAAUUCUCAAUUGAGCAUGCUCAAGAUGCAACAGAAAUCUUACAUCAACUUGAUCGUCGUUUGAUCAUUAGUGCUUCAAAUUUAAGUGUUCUUCACUCGUUUUUUGAAUCCAUCAUCAGAUUUGACCUCAUCUACAUUAUUGACGGCUAUCUGGCCGGAGAUUACAGUGUUUUCAAAAAACGCUCAGCAAAUGAAAAACCUCGACGAGAAAAUCAUGGAACAAGAUCAAGUUAUAAAUCUUUAUUAAUGUCAACAAAUGAUCGUCUUUCGUUGCAAUAUUCCUCAACUGCAAGCAAACCCAUACCCAAAAGAAACAACGAUGUUAGCUCUCAUAGAUCCAUUCAGCGACCUUCUAAUCCUUUGUCGCCUGUAAACAUCAAUGUUUCCAACCCUGUUGCUAAACAUCCCCAUGAAAAUCAAUCAGAAGAUUUUUUAACUCAGAAACCGAAAUCAUCAAUUACAACAAACACAAUCGUGCAUGCAGUUCAUGCAAUGAAUACGUCAUUCAACAAUGCAAGCAAUCCUUUGCGAUCUUCUGGUCUCCCAAAAAGUAUUCCAUUUUCAGGCAGUAAUGGUAAGAAACAUUCAAAGCUCCAUAAUAAUUCCCAGAAUUCUGAAGUGGUGUUAACGUCUCGGGAAGGUAACUGGUUAUGUAGUCACUAUAAAAGACAUUGCUUUGUUAAAUUUGAUUGUUGUGAGCAGUUUUAUCCCUGUCAUCGUUGUCAUAACAAUCAAAGUGCGUGUGGCAACAAGAAGCUUAAAUCACGUGAUGUAAAAAAAGUCAAAUGUGCUUAUUGUAGCAACGUACAAGAGUUUGGUGAAAAGUGCACGAAUUGUGGUGUUAAAUUUGCCGAAUAUUUCUGCGCUUUAUGUAAACACCUUACUGGCAAAGACGACCAUCCUUAUCAUUGCGAGAAAUGUGGAAUUUGCAGAGUUCACGGAGAUCGUUCUUUUCAUUGCGAUGUUUGUGGUGUGUGUCUUGAUGUACAACUGCGUGGUAAUCAUAAAUGAGAAAACUCUGCACAUGAUGAAUGUUGCAUAUGUUUAGAGGAUGCUUUCACAGGUUGUCAAAUAUUACCAUGUUCUCAUAAAGUUCAUAAAGAAUGCGCCAAUGAAAUGAUUCGAAGAGGAAUAACACGCUGUCCCAUUUGUCGUGAAAGUUUUGCUCAUAAACUUGAAAAGAAAACUCCAUCGAAGAGACGUCAUGGUGGAAGACAUAAAUGACAAGCAGCCAUUAGAUAGAUUUACAUUUUGUCCUUAGAUCUGUAUUUCUAUAUUGGCUGCUUUUAUUUUUUCUACGAAUGAAUGAGAAUCACAUCAGGUACACGUGCCAAAAUUUGUAUAAAAUUCAAUUUUAUCUUAAUCUUUUAUGUAACUUGUAAAAGCUCCACUUUUUCAAAUUAGUGAAAUAAUUAGUCAAUGCACCAUUUAUUUCAUUUCUUCAUAUUAUAUAAUAAAUGAUAUAGUACAAUCAUGUUGGUAAAUUUACCAACAUGUAUAGAUAUAGUCAUGUAGGCAUCUUUAGUUAUGGGGUAUAUAUGAAUAAGCACAAAAGACUGGGGCUUAGAGAAGCAAUGAUAUAACUAUAAAUAUCCAAAAAGAAUUUUGAUCCAGUAAUUAUUUCAUUUUUGCUCUAUGUAUGGUAGAAAACGUUAUUUUUAAUUAAUUCUUCUCUUAAGUGUGUUUAGACAAGUAAUAAAUAAAAUAAUGUCGUGAUGUUUUGUUA